CAAUAGGAGAGGAGUUCCAAAGUGCAGGCGCUGUCACAGUAAACAAUGCAGUGCAGAUAUUAUGUGGACCUGUAGUAGUGCUUGAAACUACUGAAGGGGAGGUUUUAUUUAUUGUGAUUUCACCGUGCUCUGUAUUAUCCGAAAAGGAAAAUAUUUAUUUAAGAAACAGGACUGCACAGCAGCAAUCCAGUCUCAUCAUGAUCAGUGGGACUUAUUCCCGAGCCCACGGUGCAUAAGAUGGGCUGCAAUCCUAUGCACCCCUUGCAUCCAACUUGUACCUAAAACUCUGCAUGAGCCUGCACCAGAGAAUUGUAGAGUUGGAAGGGACCCCUGAGGGUCAUUUAGCCAAACUCCUGGGGCAAUGCAGGAAUCUCCAGCAGGACCAUCCCUGACCGGUGGCCAUCCUUCUUCUGUUUUUCCCCUCAGCCAGGAAGAUACAACAACGGAGACUAGAGCUGCAGCCGCUAUGCCUUGUUUCCGGACUUCACCCUCCUCCUUGUGCCUCUUCCUCUUCCUCCUGGCUUCCAGCUCUGCCUCUGAAGAUGAUACUGUGGUGGUCACCAGUAGCGGUCCUAUUAGAGGCAAAAGACUCCCGGCCGGCCCUGGCUCUGUGACCGCCUACCUGGGCAUCCCCUAUGCUGAGCCCCCCAUAGGCAAACUGCGUUUCCAGAAGCCGGUUCCACAUCAGCCGUGGAGCCAGGUCUUGGAGGCCACCACCUUUGGCAACUCUUGCCUUCAGUUUAAUAACGAUUCCUUCCCUGAUCGACCCAUAUGGACUCCAAACACACCACUUUCAGAGGACUGCCUCUUCCUCAACAUCUGGGUGCCCCAUCCACGACCAGUCACACCAGUGCCCAUCCUCCUAUGGAUCUAUGGUGGGGGUUUUAGCAUGAACUCAGCCUCAGCAGAUGUCUUAAAUGGAGGCUUACUAGCUGCUACAGAGAAUGUCAUUGUGGCCUCCAUGAAUUACCGUGGAGGAAUGUUAGGUUUCCUGUACUUGCCGCCAGCUGCCCCAGGAAAUGUUGCAUUGUGGGACCAACAUCUGGCUCUGAAGUGGAUGAGUGAGAAUGCAGUUGUCUUUGGCGGGGAUCCAGCUCGGUUGACUCUCCUUGGCCUCGGUUCUGGAGCAGCCUCAGUUGGUUUUCACCUGCUUUCACCGGCAAGCCAACCCCUUGUUGCCCGUGGUGUGCUUCAUAGUGGAGCUCCCACUGCCCGCUGGAUUUGGAGGAAUCCUGAAAAGGCUGAAAGAGAAUCAGCGAUGUUGAGUCAGCUCAUGGGGUGUCCUAAGACUAACCACAGUGCGAUGGUCAGCUGCCUCCAGGGAAAGGAAAUUGAGAGCCAUGCACUUUCUGAACUCUGUGGUAUCAGAUCAAUAACAGCAGAUGGGGAAUUUCUCACUGAUGAGCCCAGAAAGCUCCUGGAGAGAGGCAUUCAAGGCAAACCCAUUCUCACUGGUGUCAUGGCUAAUGAAGACUCAUUCAUGGCAUACCUUAUGCUUCCUAGUGCUGAAGUAAAUGAUGGGAUCCUGACCUGGGAACAGCUUCUUGAGCGGGUGCUGGAAACUCUGAAAACAGAAGAGGUUGCCAGGGCUAUAGCCCUGAAGUAUGCUGAAUACUUUCAAGGGCCAGAGCGGUACCGUUUGGCCUUGAUUCAGUAUUUGGGAGAUUAUCCCCUUUUAUGCCCAAUGAUGGAGUUUGCUGCAAAGGCCAGGGAAGUUGGGAGCCCAGUUUAUGCUUUCUACUUCAGCCACCGCAGUUCUGGCUUUCCUUGGCCAGAGUGGAUAGGGACCCCCCACGGAGCAGAGAUCCCCUACUUGUUUGGAAACUGCAGCAUCAUGCGGAAAGACCCAUCGGAGGCGGAGGUGGAAUUGAGCCGGCGAGUGAUGCGAUACUGGGCGGAGUUUGCCAGAAGCGGGUAA
Molecule: messenger RNA, 1918 nt
Organism: Podarcis muralis (Common wall lizard)
Lineage: Eukaryota; Metazoa; Chordata; Lepidosauria; Squamata; Lacertidae
Source: RefSeq, a predicted model, not a curated record